Epithele typhae is the source of this 1380-nucleotide messenger RNA. RefSeq lists its product as uncharacterized. The coding region runs from base 1 to 1380 and encodes 459 amino acids. The record is from RefSeq and is a predicted model, not a curated record. NCBI's taxonomy places the organism in Eukaryota, Fungi, Basidiomycota, Agaricomycetes, Polyporales, Epitheliaceae. The transcript has 12 exons.
AUGUCCGCAUCCUCAAACAGCACCGAGGCGCCGCAGACUGCGGUGCCACCGCCGCUCCCGUCGCUCGACAAUACGCUUGGCGCGCUCCUGCUGGGGACUUUCUUCGGGCUCAUACUGUAUGGGGUGGUCAUCCACCAGGCGUACCGGUACUUCCGGCUGUUCCCACAAGACGGACGGUUGAUUCGCGCAUUUUUGAUGAGACAGGGGUCGAUCUCGUCGGGAUGCCGUACGCAGGUCGUGGCUAUCAUGUUUCUGGAAACAGUACAUACCAUUACGUGUAUGCACGCCAGCUAUUGGUAUACGGUCACCAACUACUUCCAGCCAACCGCUCUCCUUUUCGCCCCGUGGUCGAUCCAGUUUCUUCGCGCGACGGCUCUAUCUCAGUAUGUCAAAACCUUAGUUGAAUUUUCCCACUCCCUCAUCUCCGGUGUGAAGUUAGCAAACGGUUACGUCCCCUCGUGGCUGUUGCGCAUUUGCCUCGGGUUCAAGGUGCCGACAUGGGAACGCUAUGCGCACUAUGCAUGGCUCGACUCCGCUGGGUUUGGAAUCACCACAUUCGCCGACUUCAUCAUCACGGCCUCGUUGAUUUACACCCUCCGUCAAUGUCGGACUGGGUUCUCCGGUCUCUUGCUCAGCACGGACUCGACAUUAGACACCAUCAUAAUCUACUCUAUCAACACCGGUCUAAUAACAGGCAUCUUCAACACCAUCUCCUUCAUCUUCGCCCUGGUAUCUCCCAACAAUAUGAUCUACGAAGGUGUCAUCAUCAUAGCCACCAAGAUGUACGCCAACUCGCUCUUCGCCGUCCUCAACUCCCGCCGCUCCCUCCCGCUCGCCAUGCGCAGCAAGCCGCUCGCCGGCACAACCGGCGCCGGCGCCGGCGGCUUCAUCGACAUCCCCACCACCCACGCCAGCGCGGACCCGGACAUCGAGCUCGCGCCGCGCGGGCAUUCGAAGGCGGCGGGCGCCUACACCGACGCGGAGCUCUGGGACGUGCCCUCGGACGCGAGCGGGCGCGCGCCGUCGUCGACCGGGUCCGCGCCCGUGCUCGACGUCGCGCUCGACGGGGCGGGGCUCGCGCAGGGCCAGCGGGAGAAGUGGGCGAAGGAGAGCUUCGGGGGCGCCGCGGCGUAUGCGUACCGCGGCUCUGGUCCUGGGCCGCGGGCGCCGUCGGAGCACGAGUAUGAGUACGGGUACGGGCUCGGGUGCGGGAAGGAGGAGGUGGAUCUGGAGCGGGGGUGGGGUGUGGGCGCGGGGAUGGGCGGGACGGAUGCGCAGGUGUUGGCGCUGGUGCCGAACCGAGCGCCGCCGUCUCCACCUCAGUCGCAACCGAGGCGAGCGAGCAACGGGCAGGGUUUGAAGUGGGCGCGCGGAGUCUGA